UGAAGGAGGGUAGUUAGACGGAUCUCUAAUCAGCUGUUUAUGUUGCAGGAGUUUAUUGGAGCUGCAUAAUCUGCGAAAUGGGGGAUGAAUCUAUUGAAUGCCUGUCUAACGACUCUGGAGAUUCAUGGGAUAUCCUGAGUAAUUCUGAAUCUGAAAUGGAGCACGAUCCUUCAAGUCAACCACAAUCAAACUGUCUUAUCGUCUGUGCCAAUUGUGGCGACUUAUUGUCUGAUGGGUUCCUGCAAUGCUUGCUGUGCAAAAAUUGCUACGUUUGUAUCAAGUGUAAAGCAAAAUCUCCUUUAGCUACAAAGUGCACAGAAUUUGGGGAACAUUCAUUUAUACCAACACUCAGGUUGUUAUCAUCUGAAGAUGUAUCCAAUUUAGAAAACUGUGAAUCAGAUAUUCUUAGUUUACCGGAAACCGAUAGCACUCCAUCAGUUCAUGAAGAUUUCACUGAUAUAGACAACUGGAUGAAAAGCAGUUCAAAUACACAGUCACUUACAUUAUCAGAUUUCAAUUCCACUAAAGAAUAUGUCGAAGUUGAAGCUAUUCCAUCUAAUCCUACUACUGAUGAACAUCAAGAUAAGAAAUGUACAACUCAACUAUCACAAGGUGACAGUUCAAUUCUACAUGCUUUAUUACAAUUUUUACGAAAUAACAAUCAAUCGACAAUAGAACCAAGUUUAUUCGACUCAAAGCUGUUACUGACAUCAAAUUUAGAGUCAUCUUUUCCAAAAACAUUUCAUCCACAUCAUACAACUGUUCAGAAUGUUUUACUAAAUAUGGAUGAUAGUUCAGCUUUUCAAUCAUGGUUCAAUUUGGGUAGUUCACUGGGGAAUACACGUCGUAAACAAGAAAGUUUAUCUUCUAAUUCUUCAUCAUCAUCAUUAUCAUCUGAACCCAGUCCUGAAAAUAUAUCACAACAUUAUGAUUCCUUUCCGUUAAUAGCAACAUCACUUGUUGGUGUAACAAGUGGUCGCUUCACAAUUUCAUCAUCAUCACCACCGUUAACAGCAACAACAAUACCAACGGCGUUAAAAAGAGAAUCACUCGUUGGAUCAUCUGGUGAUAAUAGCCCAAAUCGAUCAAGUCCCUCUUCAGAUUUCUCACCUCAAUCAUCAAUCUGUUCACUUUCAUCUUCACCAUUAGGAGCUGCUACUCAAUUCUUGAAAUCGGUUGUUAAAUAUUCUGCUGCCGCGUUGAACAAUUUCGAUUUAUUGUCAUUAGAUCAAACAGAUGAUAUACCUGUGGAUAAUUGGUCUAAACCUUUUACUUCUACUACUACUACUACCACUAAUAAUAGUAAUAAUGACAAUAAUAAUAAACAAAAUAUCCAAUGUAAUAAUUCAUCAGGUAAACAAAAUUCCUCAUUAUCACUGUCAUCAUCAGUAUCAUUAACACCAAGCUAUUUUGCAAAAUCUGUUAAUAUCAAUCAUAAUUGUAAUAUUAAUCAUCCUAUCGGUAUAAAUACUGUUGUCAACUCCACAGAUAACAAUAAUAAACGAACUAUCUGGGAUAAUGAACGUUUACGUGAAGUUAUUAAUCCUAAACCAUUACCAUCUACUAUAACUGAAACAUUUGCAUAUAAUUUACGCUAAAUUCAAUUUGUUCUUUAUGAGAGAGAGAGAGAGAGAGAGAAAACACAACAACAACAGAAUUGCUAUUUAUUUGUUUAUUUAUUUCCUCUUUUCUGUUUAUUAUUUAAACAAAAAUACACAUUUACAUACACAUAUACAUCUAUGCCUAUUUAUAAUACAUUCAAUGAAUAUUGAUUUACUUACUUACGCUUGUUACUCCCCGUGGAGGAGGAAGAGAAGGAGCAUAGGCCGUUCAUCAGCAUUCUCCCAUCCAAUUCUAAACAUUGAUAGGCUUGCAUGGAUUUGUUUGUUUACUUUACAUCAAAUAACUAUUCAAUUUAAAUUUUAAUGCACAUUUAAACACUCAUAAAUACAUAAUGUAUUUAGGUGUUACAUGUUAUCUAUAUGGUUAGGUUUUAUUUCUUGUAAUAUACAACUAAUCAUUAUGUGGUUUAUAAAUUAUAUAUAUAUAUAUAUAUAUAU
Schistosoma spindalis is the source of this 2060-nucleotide messenger RNA. NCBI's taxonomy places the organism in Eukaryota, Metazoa, Platyhelminthes, Trematoda, Strigeidida, Schistosomatidae. The record is from the annotation of a GenBank genome assembly.